Molecule: messenger RNA, 1386 nt
Organism: Cyprinodon tularosa
Lineage: Eukaryota; Metazoa; Chordata; Actinopteri; Cyprinodontiformes; Cyprinodontidae
Gene: cirbpa
Product: cold inducible RNA binding protein a
Exons: 7
Coding region: 16-573 (185 amino acids)
Biological process (GO): positive regulation of mRNA splicing, via spliceosome
Cellular component (GO): spliceosomal complex
Molecular function (GO): RNA binding
Source: RefSeq, a predicted model, not a curated record
AGUUAUACUUUAAAUAUGUCGGAUGAGGGAAAGCUUUUCAUCGGAGGUCUGAGCUUCGAGACCAAUGAAGAUUCUCUGGCUGCAGCUUUUGGCAAAUAUGGCACAAUUGAGAAAGUCGAUGUUAUCAGAGACAAAGAGACCGGCAGAUCUCGUGGUUUCGGCUUUGUCAAGUACGACAAUGUCGAUGAUGCCAAGGAUGCUCUGGAUGCCAUGAACGGAAAGACACUUGAUGGUCGGGCAAUUCGAGUUGAUGAGGCAGGAAAGGGUGGCCGCUCCAGAGGAGGGUUCAGCUCCGGUCCACGCGGGGGUAGGUUCAGCGGUGGUUCCCGGGGGAGGGGAGGACGUGGCUUCUCAAGGGGUGGCUACAACAGCGACAGAAGCUACGGUGACAGAAGCUACGGCGACAGAAGCUUUGGCGGCAGUGACAGAAGCUUUGGUGGUGGAUACAGAACUGGAGGUGGAGGAGGAGGAGGAUAUGGUGGUGGAUACAGCAGGGAAAGGGGGCAGGGUGGAUAUGGUGACCGCUCUGGAUCCUAUCGGGAUAGCUAUGACAGCUACGCAACACACGAGUAAAGCUCCCUGAUUCAAGAUCAUCACUUGGCUGGCCGUAUUUGAAAGCUGUGCUCCUCAAGGAAAAACAUGUCCACGUGUAAUAUGUAGUUCUGUUGUAGUAGCUUGGCAUCUGAAGUAAAUGUAGCCACGAGUUUUGGUCAAUGCUCAACCAUGUUACAGAUUGAAAUUCAGUACUCUUGCUCAAUUGGCUACUCCUAACGUUCAAGGCUUUUUGUAUAAAAUCUACUGUACAGCCCCCUUUAAAAUGGGGAUAAAGCAGCUAUCCACAUUGCUUUUUUUGUCGAUCAGUUAAUCAGCUAUUUUUUUUUUCGUCCAGCACUUUAAAGUGUUUUUGUUUUUAUAAAAUCUUAAUGGGGCUUUUUGUUUUCCUUGUUGAUAAACUGACCUACCUCCUACCAAAUCUUAAAACUGAGGAAUAAAUGGCAUACUCAGAUUAACCUUUGGGGGAUUUUAUUGUUAAAUUUCUUAAACUAUUGAGAACCUAGCUUACCCAAGGCUCAUUUUGUGUUCAAUCUCCCAAAAGAGUGAAUUCCUGGUGAACUACACAUCCGAAGUGGCCAGCUGUUCAUGAAGUUGCAAAAUGCAGCAUGCUACAGUCUGCCCCAGGUAUCUUCUGUGCUCUGCUCAACAUCUGCAUCUUAAUGUGCUGUAAAUGGACUCUCUUGUUUAAAGUGAUCAGAAAAUGUAACUUCGUUACCAGAGUAACCGAACGGGAACAGUUUUUUGUACUUUAUGUUCUUUGUAUGAUCCAAGAAUUUUUUUUCCUUUGUCAGUUUGGCUUCAUGGAGCCUAUUAAAACAAAAUGUGAAAUGA